AUGAUAACAAAUACAAAUGGAGUAGCAUACAAUAUAUAUCAUUUUUUGUGGUUUAAGGAUGAAUCAUUAUUAAAGGAAUCAUUUUAAAUAAGAAUACCAGACACAUUAAUUUAUAAAAAUGGAGUUCCUUAAGUAAUAAUGAUGUAAAAUUAGGUUUGGUACUUUACAAGUAAGGAAGGAGAGAUAAUGACAAAGAAGUCCGAAGCAAGAAAGUCUGAAAAUUUAAUUAAGCAUUUUUGUUAAGGCGAUAAACCAAAUGGAUAAGUUAUAGCUUACUACAUCUAUCCUUAAAAAUAUAAUCAUUCUGAUCCCACAGAGGAGAAAACCUUUCCAAGUUAAUCAAAAAGGGCAAAACCUCUCUUAGACUGUGAUGAAAAGAUAUGCAUUUAUUAUCUUACGAAGUAAAUGUUUCCUGAUUUUGUCAAUUCUCAAAAUAAACCACCUUCAGGAAUUUUACAGAAGUUUAUAGAGCCACUAGGAAAUCACGAAUCUUUGAUUCAGGCAAUUUGGAGCCCAUCUGUGUGUAUACUUUCAAAGAAACAAAACAAUCGAGAUUUAUAUGAUAUGUCAUAUGAUCCCUAUGAAAGAUGCACUACCUUUGAUGGAGGGGAAGCGUAUUCCAGAGUAAUUCCAUUAAGGGGCAAGGAGAUAUCAUAAGAGAUAAGAAAACAAUGUUAGAUGAUAGUUCAGAAGAUAACAAAUUUGAGUUAUGGACAAACAAACCUAUCUAGAAUAGUAUUUUAUUUUAAAGCAGACUAAAAUAACAAGGUUUGGUUUUUGUAUUCGUCUUCAAUAAGAUUGUAAGGUGAAGCCUAAUCAUAGAUAAAGUUAUAUAAACCAUUAUGGGGCAAUAUUAAUGUGAAAAAGAACAACACUCCAAUUCCAUUUAAUACGAAUUUCUAGAAACCAUAUUCAAUAAAGAAUAUGCUGACUGUAAAUACUAUGCAUCCAGUAGCCUUGAUUAAAGAUAUUGAAUGUUUUGAGUGUGGAGUUUUAUGCCAAUAAAAAGAUCUUUACCAUUUGACUUAUGAGUACAUAAUCAAACAUUUUGAUUAAGACGUAAAUCAGCAUCCACUUGUGAAUAAUAUUGAGAUAAUUAAGCCUAAAUCAUUUUUAUAAUGUGAGGGUCAUCUCAGAGACAUACAUUCACACAUUCCACCUCUUAUUUUGAAGCUCUAUCCACAUUUGACAGUGCAACUAUUUGAAUAAUUAAAAGUGAAUGAUGCUUUUUUAAUAAAAUCGGUUCUCAUUUGUGAGAGUUGUUUUUUGAAAUAUAGUGAGUCAGACCCUGGAAUAUCUGGGGCCAAAUUAAGAGUUUCUAAAUAAUUAAAGAGAAUUAUUAAGUAAUAGCCUUCAAAAAGCAUUCUAAAUAGAAGACCAGAUUUAAAAGAAUUUUUAAUAGAAACAAAUUUAGAACUUUUGAAAUUCAAGCAUGCUCAUUCAAUCAGUCAAACCAAAGAAAUUUAAUCGAGUAUUCAUGUCACAAAUUCAUUUUUACACUCGUUCUAGAAUGUCACUUAGAGUACAAAUAUAGGGAAAACUCCUUCUUUGAAACAAUUCAGAAACCCAACAGAACCUGGAUAUAUACGGUUGCAUACAGCAAAAUGA
Paramecium tetraurelia is the source of this 1608-nucleotide messenger RNA. RefSeq lists its product as uncharacterized. Lineage: Eukaryota; Ciliophora; Oligohymenophorea; Peniculida; Parameciidae. The transcript is spliced from 4 exons. The record is from RefSeq and is a predicted model, not a curated record.